GUUCCCUUGGGGACAAAAAGGCGCCAAGCACCAGCAUUCAUUGCACAUUAUACACCCGACGGCGCGCGUGAGCUCGCGCAGCUGUGCUGCUGCGCUGCAGAAGCUCAAACAAUAAAUAGCUGUGGCAAACUCAUAUGAUGCUAAGCAGAGUCUACCGCAGCCUACGCGCAUCGCUGGGCAAGCUCCGGCGGCUAUUGCCUGGCAGCACUCGAUAUGAGCACGAACCAGCCACGCCCUCGGCUGCGGUAUUGGAGACGCAUCUCGUCGAGGCGGUCGCCGCGCACCUCGAGCUCGGCGACAUGGCGCGCCUUGCGCUCGCGAGCACGCGCUGCCGGCGCGAGACGCUGUCGACCCUGAGCCGCGUGGAUUUCGGCUGGCCGGUGCAGCGCGACCCGAAGCCAAUCGUCAAGGCGCUGGCUCGGUCGUGGACGGCCCUCCGGUCGGCUUCGUUCGGAAACCUAAGCAGCCACUUGGUCACCGACGACCUCGCGGUCUACUUGCUCCGGAAAUGCCGAACGCUGCGCGUCGUGGAGUUCUGGGGCUGCGACUACGUGACGGACGCGGUCGCGAAGGCCAUCGCCCGCUACCUGCCGCGGAUGGAGCAGGUGGCGUUCUGCGAGUGUAAAUUAAUCGGCGACCCUGCCGCCCAUGCCCUCGCGCGCCGCUGCUCUAAGCUGCGGGAGCUGGAACUGGAAUCAUGCGCGGUAACGGACGACGGCCUCCGGGCGUUCAAAGGUAAGCGCAUGACUGAUCUCGAGAGUCUCGGUUUGAACAAUCUAGGGUCUUAUGCUAAUCGCAUUUCUGACGUGUCCGUCGUGCCUAUAAUUCAAGGAACGUCGGGUCUUCUGCACACUGUCCAUUUGUUUCGUUCUGCAGUCGGCGACGCGACGGUCGAGGCCAUCGCCCGCAACUGCCCCGCCUUGGAGUACCUCGGCCUGUUCGGCUGCGAUGCGGUCACGGACGCGUCCGUCAUCCUGCUGGCUUCGGGGUGCCCCCGCCUUGAGAACCUGUUUUUGACCUCGCGACGCGUUUCCGAUCGGUCCAUCAUUCCUAUGCUGCAGAGCUGUCCAGAACUGAAGUUCUUGGAUUUGCGGGGUCCUGAACUGACCGACGCCUUCGUGGAACAGCUUAUUCGCCAGCCCCCGCGGCGCAUGGUAGCAAGAGAAUAUUCGCGGAUUUCUAUUCAUAACGGCCCGUCGAGGGAACGUCUAUUCGCGUUUCACCAGCUCUGCCACAGAAAUGUCACGAUAUUUGUGGGCGAGUGGGAACUUAACCGCGAUGAGAACGAAUGGCGUUGCGCGAGAUAUGCCAGCAACGUCUUUCAGCCGGCGCCCGCGCCCGCACCGCCUACCCCGGGCGGUUUCUCGAGCGACGAGUCC
Molecule: messenger RNA, 1379 nt
Organism: Pelagomonas calceolata
Lineage: Eukaryota; Pelagophyceae; Pelagomonadales; Pelagomonadaceae
Source: the annotation of a GenBank genome assembly